Molecule: messenger RNA, 3317 nt
Organism: Xenia sp. Carnegie-2017
Lineage: Eukaryota; Metazoa; Cnidaria; Anthozoa; Malacalcyonacea; Xeniidae
Product: metabotropic glutamate receptor 4-like
Exons: 5
Coding region: 566-3202 (878 amino acids)
Biological process (GO): regulation of synaptic transmission, glutamatergic; G protein-coupled glutamate receptor signaling pathway
Cellular component (GO): membrane
Molecular function (GO): adenylate cyclase inhibiting G protein-coupled glutamate receptor activity
Source: RefSeq, a predicted model, not a curated record
AACAUGUAAAGCAGAAACCUGGACAGUGAAGUCUUCUGAGUGUAAGCUUUAAAUGAAUCAAAAUGUUUAUGUAUUUAUCAUUAAAAGAUAAACGUAGCGUUUCAAAACUAUAGUCGUGCUUAAAAACCAGUCGAUUUAAGAAAAUGUUACUCUUUACAUGAUUUCACGUUCGACAUACAAUUUGUUAUUUUUGCUUGAAGUCAGAGUGUCAAAAGUUAUACAAACAACUACAAAACUACGACAAGUAAAAGAAAUGUGCUCAUAACACUAGAUAAAUGUAGUAUAUAAAAAAAAAUUGUGUUCAACAUAACAUUUUUUUGAGAAACUCAACGUAUAAUUUACAUAAAAGAUAAAAUCCUCGAACCUCGACUACUAAAUAUACUAAAAACAAAGAAAGGGAAGUUUAAAUAACAGGAUGUGUGUCGUUAUUUAUAAAAUACAACACAGAAGGAGCAUUUUAAGAUUCCAUUGUCAAAUUAUGCUAAGGUCAGAACGGGUCACUAUUUAAUUAAAACUCUACACCAUUCAAAUGUCGUAAGUGUCGUCGACUGAGCCUUGAAUACUGAUGCUGCUUUAUCUUUGGAUUUUUUCGCUGCUAUCGGCUUCAUAUGCCGUUUUGACGGAGAAAGAUAGGUUAAAGGUAGACGGAGAUAUCAUACUCGGUGCCUUGUUCCCAAUCCACACCGUAGGAAAAAAUGAACGAGAAUGUGGUGAAUUCAGUGAGUUGGUGGGAUAUCAGUACAUGGAAGCCAUGUUAUAUACCCUUGAUAAGAUCAACCGACAAAAGGAUUUCUUGCCUGGCAUUAAGCUUGGUACGACAAUAUACGACACUUGUCGAAGUCCCACGAUAACUGCAGAUGAAACAAAGGAAUUUAUUAGGAAGUCACUGCUACCAUCAAGAGUUAACGGAUCUGAAUUUGCUGGUGUGAUUGGGGCGUUUGUCAGUGGAAACUCAGUAAUAGUGGCUAACUUUCUACGCGUUUUUCGCAUUCCUCAAAUUAGUUAUGGAUCAGCAACAGAUGUGCUCAGCAACAAAAACUUGUACAACUAUUUCCUGCGAACCGUUCCACCAGACAGCUUCUUUGCUGCUGCACUAACUACGUUCCUUUUAAAGAUGCGUUGGACUUUUGUGUCUUUACUCUACUCUUCAGGGACAUGGGCGGAGACUGGGGCAGAGAGACUGAGGAAAGUUCUUGAAAGUAACAAGAUAUGUCUUGGAAACAACAUUAAAAUUUCACCUUUUCCUGAUGACGAUGAAUUUGACAAAAUCAUGAAAACUUUGAUCGGUGAUCACGAAGAACAACCACAUGUAGUUGUUCUCUACACAGUUCAAAGAGAUUCUCGUAAAUUGUUGAGAGCAAAAAAGAGGCAUCCAAGCGGCUCGAAAAUAUUUAUUGUAGGAAGUAUUGGAUGGAGUAAUCGUAGAGACAUUACAAAUGGCCUGGAGGAUAUCGCUGACGGGACGAUAACAUUUGGACAUCGUGAAGGAAUGAUUCCUGAAUUUCAAAGUUAUUUUAGAAGUCUUAGGCCCAGUAAUUACAGCAGGGAUUAUAAGAAAUGGUUUGGUGAAUACUGGCAACAAACUUACAAGUGUAAACUUAAAAAUCUUACAAUUCCAACUGAAUACACAAAUGAAUGCAAAGAUGAGCCAAACACAGGUUACAAAGAACUGGCUCCCGUACAAGUCGUUAUAAACGCUGUACAAGCAAUGGCAAAUGGUCUUAAUGCAAUGCACAAACACAAAUGCCUUGGAAAACCUGGACUCUGUGACGAAAUGCGACCCAUUGACAGAACGUUACUUUUACAAUUUCUUCGUAAUGUUACAUACGUAGAUGCAGCAUUCCACUUUCCUGUAUCGUUCAACGCACAACAGGAAGUCGAUGGAAACUACACCAUAUACAACUUCCGUUGGAAUGGCCAAUCCUCGUAUGAGUAUGCUAAAGUGGGAUCUUGGGUGAGCAAGCUUGAUUCUAAUGGCAAUAUUGUGGGAAACUUGUUACUUAAUGAAUCAAAAAUACGAUGGCCAAAUGGCAACUUAAGUCAACCGUUAUCGACCUGUAGACCAAAAUGUGCACGUAAUCAAAUUAUUACGUUACGUGAAGAUAACUGUUGCCAUAGAUGUGACACGUGUGGAACAAAUGACAUAGUGGUAAACAACACGUGCAAGACAUGUGCUGAGACCCAUGUCCCUGAUGUUAAUAGGUCAAUUUGCAAAAAACUUCUAUUGCAUUUCGUGAGUACGGACUCGCCACUUGCAGUAACUAUAACGUUCUUUUCCUCCAUUGGACUUCUUUUUGACGCUAUUGUAUUGGGAAUAUUCUUGAAGAAAACUGACCACAAGCUAAUUAAGGCAUCAGGUCGUGAAAUGUGUUAUUUUAUGCUGGUGGGCAUAGCAUUUAUAUUUACAGUACCAAUGACCUCGCUAUCAAAGCCAUCAAAUGUUCGGUGUUACGUUGAACGUUUUAUUAUGGGAGUAUCUUUUACUGUAUGUUAUGCACCAUUACUUAUGAAAAUGUUUCGCAUUCAUCGCAUCUUUAAACACGCCAAUCAACUGCGCCGUUUAUCUCCGAGUGGUUUGAUUGGCAAACGUUCUUUGCUUUUGAUCACAGCAGGUCUGAUAGCAAUUCAAGGUUUAUUAUGUUGGCUCAUCUUUAGCACAGACCCACCUGAAUUGAUAGAAAAGUAUUAUCAGAAGAGAAAAGAACUUGUGCUUGAGUGUGAUUUCAAGAAGUCUACAUUUGCCAUUUAUUUCGUGUACAAUGCUGUAUUAAUAGUAUGGUGUACAUUUUAUGCUUUCAGAACACGCCAUUUUCCCAAGAACUUCAACGAAGCUCUCUACAUAGGAAUCACGAUGUAUUUGACAUGCGUAGUAUGGGUUAUAUUUUUUGCAACUUUUCUCAACACAGACUACAGUAUUCAUCGUGUUUAUUGGUCAUCUUCAAUGAGCCUUGUUAUUGGUUGGAUCACUCUUGUUGGUUUAUUCUUUCCCAAGAUCUAUCACGUUUACACUAAAACAGAGUUUCCCGCCGAAAACAUGCUGACCUGGGGCGAGACGUCGUUUUCUACUCAGGAGAGCCACGUUGAAAACGAAGCUGUAUGUCAGCGUUGUGGUGACAUUAACAUGGAAGCUAUAGUACGGCAGAAUAAUGAUUUUGCUAGAAUCAGUGGCGACACUGGAUUUUGUAAUCCAGGGUUAAGCUAAACAGAUGUUUCCCACAUUUCAUACCGGCAUUAAUCUGCUUUAAUAGAAAAUGUAUGUUGUAGAAAUGCACGAAACGUUUAUAUGAAUUAAACUGUUAAGUUAUCUCUGUUUAAAA